Neurospora tetrasperma FGSC 2508 is the source of this 265-nucleotide messenger RNA. RefSeq lists its product as uncharacterized. The transcript has a single exon. NCBI's taxonomy places the organism in Eukaryota, Fungi, Ascomycota, Sordariomycetes, Sordariales, Sordariaceae. The record is from RefSeq and is a predicted model, not a curated record. Bases 45 to 236 code for a protein of 63 amino acids.
AAUGGAUCGUUGAUUGGCGUGGAGCGAGUUUUACGCCCGACACAAUGUGGCCCGUAGCUUCCCUUCCAAGAUUGUGGUGUUUCCUCCACUCCAGUCUUUCGGUGAGCCUGGGGCCCGGCCAUAUGACGAUUCAGCAGCUCACAAGGCUGGCUGCUAUUGCCAUUUUGCCGCAUCAUUGGGCUUGGCAUGAGCUGGUGCCUGGUGGUGAACCAAGAUCAUUACUAGUUACCACUUGAAACUCGCCGUCAGCGUCAGCUACGCAUCG